Molecule: messenger RNA, 1952 nt
Organism: Vitis riparia (riverbank grape)
Lineage: Eukaryota; Viridiplantae; Streptophyta; Magnoliopsida; Vitales; Vitaceae
Exons: 10
Coding region: 150-1601 (483 amino acids)
Biological process (GO): mRNA splicing, via spliceosome
Cellular component (GO): nucleus
Molecular function (GO): RNA binding
Source: RefSeq, a predicted model, not a curated record
UUACUUACUAUUUGGGAGGAACCAAAACGCGGCAUUAAUGUUUAAGAAGUUAAUACAGAUUCUGAGAUGUGAAAUUGUCUGGAAAAUUAAUAGAGUUUCGGUUUGGAGAUGAUGAAUUGUACAAAUUUCUGUUGAGAAUCGUAAUAAAAAUGGCGGAAGAGCCGGAUUAUCAGAACGAUGAAACCAUCUUCAAGUGGGACGAAAAAUCUCAACUAUACUUCCAUGCCAGUAGUGGGUUUUAUCAUGAUCCGAAUGCUGGAUGGUACUACAGCGGUAGAGACGGUCUGUACUACAAAUUUGAGGAUGGGAAUUAUGUCCUCUUGGAUUCUCAGAAGGUUCAGGGUGAUGAAUGUGCAAUAGAUGAGGGUGGCGAAGUUCUUCCUGGUAAUACCAUUCAGGAUGAGCAAUGUACAAAUUCAUAUUGCCGGAAUGAUGAGUAUUACUCUUCAUUUCAGGGAGAUGAAUCCAAGGGCAUGGGAACUGCUGCUGAUGAAUGCACUUCAGGGCAUACAACAUGUGUUAGCAGUCAUGAUGCAGAAAAUCCACCCCCACCAUCAGAAUGGCUAGAAGACACACUUAUUGAUCUAUAUUUGUCUGGUUAUUCCACAACAGCAAUCAAUGCUACCGAUGAAGUGAGGAUGCCUUUGGAAACAGAUGAGGGGGAUAACUUUAAGUUGUCAGCUCAUGGAAAUGGUGAUGAUCAUGAGCUAGAAGGCGAAUGCGUUCCGGAGGAUCAUCAUGGUGUAACAGAUUCAAUUGGAAAUGUUGUAGCCGAAGGUGAUUCCUGGGAUGAAGAGAACUGGCGAGCACAGUAUGGUCAAGUUAUUAAAUCUGAGGAUUCCAUUCCAAACUUCCCAGUUGUGGAUCUAUGGGAUUGGGCAAUGGUGUCAGGUGUCAAAAAGGAUGGAAAAGGACAAGUGGCCAGGUUGGUUGGGCGGCUAGUGAGGCAAUCCACUAAGCUUCAUCCCUCUAUGCCUUCUGGUGGUGGUCUUAUGAAAACUGCCCCAAUAUGUGAAGUGCAUCUUGAUCUGGUACGAGUAACAUCAGGGCAGGUUUAUAGGUUGAAGAGUCCUAGCUCAAGAUAUUUAGCUUCCUUGUCAAUUUAUGAUUCUUCCAACCCAACAAAAGACUGGAGCUUUCCCAAAUUGUCAGUUGAUCAGAAUAUGCUUCCUCUAUCUAAAUGCCGAAAUAGUGAAUCCAAAGUGACAGAUGGUGUUGCUAUUCAGAAGGAUUUAUCUGUGCUACAGGAUCCAAAGUCUGCAUCUGACAAGCAUAAAAGCCAUGUGUAUAGGGAUAGAGCUGCAGAGAGAAGAACUUUGCAUGGAGGUUUUGGUGUGGGUCCUGGACAAAAGAAUUUAGUUGUUGGAGAUGCUAUGCCAUCAUCUCCUGUUUCUGUCUCAACAGAAGAAGCUGCAGCUGAAGCCUUGAACAUGUCCUUUGGAGCUGGUAGUUAUGCUAGAAGAAUUCUAGAAAGCAUGGGUUGGAAGGAGGGAGAGGCACUUGGCAACACCGCAAAGGGUCUACUGGAACCAUUAGAAGCAGUUGCAAACAGAGGAAAUGCUGGAUUGGGUUGGAUCCAUAGCAGAAUGAAACACAACUGAUGCAAGUGGGUGUUAUCUGAACUUGGUGUUGUCAUUUAGACUUCGAUGAUGGGGGAGAUGGUAAACUUAAUGGACUUCUGCAAUUUAGUGGGACCUGCUUGCGGUGCUGCUUUGUUGUAUUGUCCUGGAACAUUUCAGAGAUAAAGACCGUACCUUUUCUUCUUUCUCAUACGCAAAAAAAUUGCUAACAUGGCAAUGUACCGUCCUGUCCUAUAGUUCACAAAGCAAUUUCCGCAUGACCCAGCAUCUGAUGAAGGGAAAUGCUGCUGCACUUAAUGAUGCAUGUAAGAUCUUUCAUUUUGUAUGUGGUAGAUUAGGGAACAAAUGAUUCUAUUCAAGGCUUUUUUUAAA